AUGGCUGCUCCCCUCUCAGGCAGUUCUGACUCGCUAUCGAACUCUACGACAAUUAUAGAACUAGAGAAACGAACAACGCACACUGGUCGGGGGACGUGGUACUAUCCCGGCUUAGGCAAUUGUGGGUAUACCGACGAUUCGAAUGAUGACGUUGUCGCAAUGUCCAAGGCGUUUUAUGAUAAUAAUGGAGGUAGCAAUUGCAAUCAAUGGAUUCAAAUUAAAAACACGAAGAAUGGCAAGGUCGCCUACGGCAAGAUGCGCGACAGCUGCCCUGGAUGUGGCUAUAAUGACCUCGACAUGUCUCCUGCUGUCUUCAAGCAGCUCGGUACCCUCGACCAGGGCGUGCUCUCGAUCUCUUGGCAUUUUGAAGCCAUGGGCUGGUCGCCAUGA
Heterobasidion irregulare TC 32-1 is the source of this 390-nucleotide messenger RNA. Its product is annotated as Non-catalytic module family EXPN protein. Lineage: Eukaryota; Fungi; Basidiomycota; Agaricomycetes; Russulales; Bondarzewiaceae. The record is from RefSeq and is a predicted model, not a curated record. Bases 1 to 390 code for a protein of 129 amino acids. The transcript is spliced from 4 exons.